CGUGGCGUGGUCCAAUUGGACGGAGAUCAAAUGAGACUCGCUGUCGAGUCCCUUGACGCACCACUCCUCUGCUGUUGUCUUGGUACCGCUUGUUCGUGUCCCAAACUCGAAACCUUGUCUCUCACACGAAUUCAAGCACUCACCUUUCGAGGUUUCGAUCCAUUUAUCAGGACGAAUUGAAUUCACGGACUGGAUAAUCGGAACCGAAAGCCCCAUUUGUGGAUUCGAAUCGAGAUUGGAAUUUGCUCAAUUCGAGCGCUGGUUUGUCCAUGCUGGCAUUUAUUGUUCUUGUUUUCGAGUUUUGGGAAUUGGGUUUGUUGAAUUGUUGAAUUAGCAGUAGGUUUUUGACAAUGGAAGGUAAUAAGGAUGAAGCUUUAAGGUGUGUUCGGAUCGCCGAAGAAGCAAUUGCUUCCGGCAACAAAGGGCGUGCCUUGAAAUUUAUUAAGAUUGCACAACGGCUUAAUCAUAAUUUGCAAGUUGAUGAACUUUUGGCUGCGUGUGAGGCAAUUAAUUCGGGGUCUUCCGCGUCUUCUGUUGAUGAGAAGGGUGCUGGUGAGAUUAGGAAUGAGCCGGGCGUGGAGAAAUUGGGCUGCGGUUUGAAUGGGGAGGUUAGUUAUACCGAAGAGCAUGUUCAGUUGGUUAGGAAGAUUAAGAGAAACAAAGACUAUUACGGAAUUCUUGGCGUGGAGAAGACUUGCUCGGUCGAGGACAUUAGGAAGGCUUAUAGGAAGUUGUCAUUGAAGGUUCAUCCUGAUAAGAACAAGGCUCCCGGUUCAGAAGAAGCGUUUAAGAUAGUAAGCAAGGCUUUCAAGUGUUUGAGUGAUGGGGACUCUAGGAGGCAGUAUGAUCAGACUGGAUUAGUUGAUGAAUUUGAGUACAACCAGCAGCACAAUAAUACGAGGAGAAGGAGGAGGAGAGGUGGGAAUGACUUUUUUGACGAUGAUUUUGACCCCGAUGACAUAUUCAGGGCGUUCUUUGGUCAAUCAGACAUGUUUCGGUCAAGUCAUGUUUAUAGGACUAGUAGAACAGCUGGUCAUCAGAGGGAGGAGUCUCAGGGAGGGGGACCUAACAUCAUGCUUCUUCUUCAAAUAAUACCUUUUUUGGUAAUUUUGUUGUUGGCAUAUCUGCCCUUUUCAGAGCCCGUCUACUCUUUGCAGAAGAAUUAUAACUACCAGAUUCCCAAGACGACAGAGAAAUAUGGAGUGGAAUUUUUUGUUAAAUCGCAAGCAUUUGAUGAGAGUUAUCCCAUUGGAAGUGCUGGUCGAGUUAACGUUGAGAGCAGUGUUAUCAAGGAUUACAAAAAUGUGCUUGCACACUACUGUCGGGUUGAGCUUCAAAGGCGCCACUGGAGUAAGAAUCUGCCUACUCCUCACUGCGACAAACUAAAUAAGCUUGGAGUAGCAUGAAGAGGCUAUAUGGCUGAAGUGGAUGUUUAGUGCCACUAUGUUGAGCCUGGACUUCAAAGUACAGUGGGUUGAUAUUGUAAAUGCUCCAGUCGACUUCUUUGGAAGUAACCAAGGAUUGCUUAUCCUCUCCAAUAUGACUGGCUGGCCAUACAGCUGUUCGGGAAUGUCAUCCAGGAUAGUGGUAGCGAGGGUUUUCAGCACCCUAAUGGGAUAUCAUUUGGCUAGAAAUAAUAGUGUACACAACUCUUGAAAUUACCUGGGAGGUCAAUACUAGUUACGAAAGUUUAUGAAAAGUUGAGCAAGAGGUUUGUGAUAGUGAUUAUUUUCGCUUUAUAACACUACAUUUUCUAUGUAUUCUUUUUAUCAGACUAUACGGUUGCUGUUUACAGUUUUGUUUUAUUUGGUUCAGAUAUUAAGCAUGCAUAUAUGCAAGUAGCGAGCCGUGCAGCUUAAGCAUCAGCCCUUAUCGUUCGUUAUUUGUUGUUUCGAAGAAUUUAUAUCGUUUCUUAGCUGACUGUUAAGCAUAUCUUGUCCUUGACCAAUGCAUAUAGUAUGGAGGAAACUAUGUUGCUUUGAUUUA
Messenger RNA from Malus domestica (apple), 1986 nucleotides. RefSeq names its product chaperone protein dnaJ 49-like. The record is from RefSeq and is a predicted model, not a curated record. Gene Ontology annotation, biological process: cellular response to misfolded protein. Gene Ontology annotation, cellular component: endoplasmic reticulum membrane. Gene Ontology annotation, molecular function: Hsp70 protein binding. Lineage: Eukaryota; Viridiplantae; Streptophyta; Magnoliopsida; Rosales; Rosaceae.